UCAACAAAACAUUUCAUCGUCUAGCAACAAAGUUGAGUUUGAGUUUUUAGACCCAAAGAAAAGAAGAAAAGAAAUUGUCUUCCCUUUCCUAUGGAAUAUCUAAGGAAAGAACCUAGUCCUUCUGAGAGUUCUUCAUGUAUCCUUUCAACACCAGAUGAUCAAGAACAAGAGGCUAAACCCAGUCUCCAACUAGAUCUAAAUCUAGCUACAAGUGAUUGUGAUCGUGUGUUCAAUCAAGAAGAGCUUAAUCUUAUCGAUUCCUUGAAGAACAGUACUGGUUCAUCCGACAGUACUACCACACAACCAACCGACGGGGAGCAAAGAGUUUUCUCCUGCAACUAUUGUCAAAGAAAAUUCUACAGUUCACAAGCUCUUGGUGGGCACCAAAAUGCACACAAACGAGAGAGGACUUUAGCUAAAAGAGGUCAAAGGAUGGGAGCUCAUAUAGCAGCUUUUGGGCAUCCUUAUUUUCAUCACCAUCAUCAUCAUAAUCACUAUUCUAGCUUGGCUUCUCUUCCCUUAAACGGUGCAUAUAAUAGAUCUCUGGGAAUACAGGUACAUUCCAUGAUCCAUAAACCUUCUCAUGUUUCUUCAUCGACUGGUUUUUAUGGACGUCAUAGUUGGUCAAGACCUCCUAUUGAACAACAACCGGCAAUCGGAAAGUUAUCAAUGGAGAAUCCCCAUACAACAAAUAUUGUAAGUCCGGCCGGUAAGUUCAACGUAAUGAGGACGAUGAUGGGUGGUUCUCAAGCUGAUGAAGUGAUUGGUAAUUGUUGGCGGUCAAGUGGUACCAGUCUGAAUGUUAACCAGGAAGAUCAGAUACAUAAGGUUGACCUAUCUCUCAAGCUCUAAUUCAGUUUUAUUUUCAAUUAAGAACAUAUAAUAUAUAUUUUCUGAUCAAGAUUUUGUUUACUCUUUAAUUUGAUUGCAAGUAAUUGUUAUGUAUAUUUUGAUGAUGAUAGAAAAGCUUUUGAGUUUACACA
Gossypium raimondii (Peruvian cotton) is the source of this 983-nucleotide messenger RNA. Its product is annotated as zinc finger protein 3. Lineage: Eukaryota; Viridiplantae; Streptophyta; Magnoliopsida; Malvales; Malvaceae. The transcript has a single exon. Gene Ontology annotation, biological process: negative regulation of abscisic acid-activated signaling pathway. Bases 91 to 852 code for a protein of 253 amino acids. The record is from RefSeq and is a predicted model, not a curated record.